Messenger RNA from Haliotis rubra (blacklip abalone), 1540 nucleotides. RefSeq lists its product as uncharacterized. The transcript has 15 exons. The record is from RefSeq and is a predicted model, not a curated record. The coding region runs from base 100 to 1128 and encodes 342 amino acids. NCBI's taxonomy places the organism in Eukaryota, Metazoa, Mollusca, Gastropoda, Lepetellida, Haliotidae.
UUAAUUUUCCCUUUCCAGCAUCAUUUUGGUGGUCGUUUCAAAGUUCACCUUGCAGUAGCUGCAACAUCUGACAGAUGUUAUCGCCUCAUCCUUGAGAUCAUGGAUUUAUUCAGCCUUGGUAAACUAAAGGAGCAGAAACAUACUAAAGUGAACACAUGUCUGUUCUUGGAGACUGUUUCAUUCAAAGAUGAGGCAACCCUUUACAGACUGUUGACAGAAUUCAGAAACAGUGAAAUCUCCAAAGAAGAAUUCAAUCUUCAACUGAAACAGAUUAAACAAGCAAACAAGGGAACUGAAAUCAGUCAGGAGGCAGCUACCGAUGUAUUGGUAUUAAAGGAACGACUGAAAGAAAAGGACAGACUGAUUGAGGAGCUGAGGACGCAGAACCUAUUACUUAGACAGGAACUGGAUAAGAUGAGAAAAGAGAAAUCACAGCAGCUACAAGAGCAUCGGAAUAAAGAAACUUUGCAAGAGGCAGAGAGAUUGCCUGAGCCUGAUGUGUAUGCAUUCAAUGAUAAUGAUGAUGGCCGUGACUUUCAAAUAACCCUAGUUCAGAAUAUACUUCAUGAGGAAUCGGCACAGGAACAUCUUGAGAAUAUUCCUGGCGUGGAAUGUCCAGAGCUUCCAGUGAUAUCUUACAAAGGAAGAGCAUCAAGAAUGGGUAGAAAGACUCUUCAAUCAAGUUCAAAUAUGAGAAGCUUGAAGAAAACAGCACCUGAAAAGGCAUCAAGGAUUGCAGAAAGUGAGGAAAUGGCUGAGUCCUACUUGCAAAAAAGGAGACACAUGAAUAAUGAGAUACCCCCCUGCAAAUUCAAGGUUGGAAUGAUUGUGGAGGCAUUAGAGGAUGACGGCUUUUGGUAUAAAGCCAAAGUAUUGUCACUACAGAAGGAAAGAGUUAAAAUACAUUGGACUGGUUAUAACUUGGAUGAGUGGCUUUCAACAAAGAAGGUCAGGUUUGAGUUGAAGACUGGUGACAAGGUUGAGGCUCCAUGGUUGGUGCACAGAGCAGCUCGAUACCCUGGCCAUGUUGAGCGUGUUGAUGGAGAAUAUGUGCUAAUUGAAUUUAGUGACAUGACAAAGAAAAGAAUUCAUUUCAAGUAUAUUGAGAAGAAAACGAACCAUCUCUGAAACCAAACUGGACUUUCAAGACAACCGGACACUGAGAUAAGCCCAAGUUCAUAAGUUUGAAUUAUCAAGUUGGAAGAAAUCUUGUAUAAAGAAAUCUCUAUCUUUAUUUCUAUUUCUUCUUGAUUUAUGUUAUGUUAGGUAUUUUAAUUCUUGAGCAGCAUCCUACUUCUGGAAACCCUUUACCCUACAACUUUAAGUUGUUUUCAAUGGGAAAACGUUAUUUAAUGAAAUUUAUACUAAACUCUCCAUAAUGUUUGCUGAAGUAAAACAAUUCUGCUACAUGUAACUAAAAAAAAUAAAUCUGCCAGAGUUUACACAAGUUCAAUUGAAGUAGAUCCCAAAGUGCAGAUUUACAGAUUUCUGUCAUUUGUAUUUUUUCUCGGUUUCCAUGAAAACGAUUUGGACUUAGUCU